AUGAAUACUAAUAUUUCAUCAACAAACAACAAUAUUGACACCAAUAAUAUUCAUCUUAUAGAUGAUAAUUAUGUGGGUGGUGAUGAUGAGGAGGAGAGUGGAUGGACAGCUUAUUUAGAGGACUUUUCAAGCUCCAAAUCCAAUGUUAAUGGAAGCUUUAUCAUGAGCAGCAGCCCUUCUAUGGUUUCUGAUGCAGCCUGGCAUGGUUAUUCAGAAAAUAUGAGCCAAUUUGUGCUGCUCAAUCAAAGACUAAACUUCAACAACAUGAAGAGGAGCAAGUGCAACAACAAUAUUAAUCAACCUAGUAAAUAUUAUUCGAGCAGCGUCGAUGACUUGGAAGAUACCGCUAGUUCUCCGGUUAACAGCCCCAAGGUAAGCUCUUUGAAGCAGAUGGAGAUGAUCAACCGCCAACGAGUCGACAAUGUAGUUGCCGGCGAUUUCCUGGAAAAGCAAGCCGGCUCGAGUAUUGAUUCUGAAGAUGAAAACAACGUUGUCGACAGCGAAAAUACCGAUCAUCAUCAGUAUGUCGAGCUUAGGCAAAAGGGACUUUGUCUAGUGCCUAUAUCAGCAUUCAUCGAUUACUUUCGUUGA
Messenger RNA from Striga hermonthica, 591 nucleotides. The record is from the annotation of a GenBank genome assembly. NCBI's taxonomy places the organism in Eukaryota, Viridiplantae, Streptophyta, Magnoliopsida, Lamiales, Orobanchaceae.